Molecule: messenger RNA, 2173 nt
Organism: Linum trigynum
Lineage: Eukaryota; Viridiplantae; Streptophyta; Magnoliopsida; Malpighiales; Linaceae
Source: the annotation of a GenBank genome assembly
CCCGGCUAGAGUUUAAAAACUUGGACUCUAGUUGAGAUUAAUUUGUUGUGUAGUUUCGUGCGAGUAAUGUUUUUGGCGUCGUUGCCGGGGAACCGCGGUCCAUUAUUUUGAAAAGGUCGCUUAGUGUUAAUCUAGCAUUUUCUAUCUUGCCUUUUUGUUUGUGUUUUGUUUUGUUUACCCACUCUUCGUCUUUAAGGGUGGUUUGUGUUUGUUUAAUUUCAUUUUGUGUUUUUGUUUGUGUCGGUUAUGAAUCAUGGAUCCCAAUGGUUUCUACAAUAGGUGGGGGUAUCCACAACCACCCGAAUGGGGGUACCCCGGAGCUUCAUAGAGUGAACAAGAAGGGGGAAGCCAAGGAUCCGGGUUCUAUUACUGACCCCCCUUCCAAGACGAACAACCAUACCAUUGGGGAUAUGAAGAGGCUUUCCCAUAUCAAGAAGAUUUCCCUCCACAACCUGAGGAGAAAUCCCAGUUGGAGUUGGCCAUGGAAGCCUUCAUGGGACAAUCAUCAAGACCAUGUGCCACUCCACAACCGGAGCCAAAAAGAAACUGGGAGCUCAUGGUGGAGCAAUUUUCCCGUGGUACCGACGAAGGAUGUUCAAAUUCGGAUCUUCCCAUCAUCGGCCCAAUCAACUCAACCUUUCUUUGGGAAUUGGAGGAGCUCCUUCGACGCACGAAGAGGCGAGGAGAGCUUAUUGAGCAAGCAUGUGCACAACUUGCUCACAAUCGCCUCCUACCAUUGGAAGAAAGAGAGGAAUUCGAAGAGGCAAGCCAUGAGACCUUUGGAAGAAUGAUCUCCGACAUGGAUUUCGAACGCCUCCCUCCUCCCGGUUUAACACUAGAAGAGAAAGUGGCACGAGCUUGUGAAAGCUAUCGCCUCUCAUUAGUGGAGGAAAAGGAGGAGGUUGAAGGAGCGAUCAAUGACAACCGUGUAGAGCAAGAAGAACUCACCCCAAAGAGCUCCCGUGGUGAGGAAGAACAAGAAGGUUUCAUUGAUGACUCCCAUCACUCUCCUCUUCCCGAAAGCAACUUUGAAGACCAAGACACGAGUUUGGAGGAGCACGAGAAUCCCUUCUAUGACCUUGCAUGGCAUCUUGCCCUCAAAUUCAUGCUCGAAGACAUGAAUGGGAAGGAGAAAGAAGAGGUUGAAAGGAGGAAGUGAGCUUUAAAGAGGAAGAAGAUCUUGAGUAUUCCCAAGGGGAGGAAAUUGAUGAAGAAGGAAGGGAGGUUGAAGAAGGAGUUGAAAGGGAAAGUGGAGUCCAAAAUGAGGACAAGGUCGAGAUGGAUGAAGCAUCCACAAGUUACGAGGGCUAUGAAGCUUUCCACUCGUCCUCGAUACGCUUCUUGAGAAGGACCCAUUUGCGGCUCUUUGCCAAGCCAAGGCCAAACCAUCGGCAAUCCCUCUUGGUGGAUGCGAUGGUGGUAAAGAUAUGACACAUUACAUGGUGCGGGACAAAGAGAAAGAAGGAGAAGGAAAGAAGAAGAGGUCUCGUGGGUGGAGCCUCAAAGCCACUCAAGGUCACGAGCCCUCAAUCAUGGACUCGUCCAAAGCUCGUGACUUGAGACACCACCUUACCUACUAACACGCUACGACACAACAACAAACUGCGACCAAGUGUAAUCGCUGUCCGGAAAUGCAGUAAAGUGGCAAGUUCUAAUUAUCAACCCGGGGUCUAGAUCUACUGCCUACUCCGUGAACAUCUAUUAUCUAGCCAACUAAGUCGAUUAAUUGUGGUUUUAACUAAAAGCAGUAAGAAAGCAGGAAAUGAUUCGGUUUUCUAAAGCAAAGGGAGAGUCACUCGGGAAUGAGUCCCCCUAGAUCCUGAGUUAGGUCUCAGUUGUAAUUACCCUGGGUUGAUUUACUGUUGAUUAAAUUGCGAAAGAUCCGACAGCAGCUUGGAAUCUCUUAAGCUGACCAAGCCCUCUCAGUCCAACUACCCGGCAGACGACUAGUCUUCACCGGGAUACAAAGCUGAGGCAAUAAGCACAGAACUCCACUACUGGAAUUGGGUUCUAGUACAAAGCAGUAGAUUGAUUAACUCUCGUACAACCAAUCUACCACUACCGAAUGAUGAAGCUCUAACAACCUAAUAAGAUUCUAUCUAUCUCAGGUUGCAGCAGAAAUCAAGAAAAGAUGAUCAAACUUCAAUUGAUUCAAUGAAUCAUGCAUCAUUCG